AUGGCCGUUGGUCCCGUCAGUCUCAGCUGCGAAGCCCGAUGGCCCUUCCACUCCAAAGCAUUUCUUGUAACCUAUGCCCCUCACCGUAGAGCCGGUCUCGGUGAUUGGCUUCGGUGGCUUCAGCCUCCCCUGGCGCACGAGCCCCUCACGGAAAGCCUUGGCCUCCUGAAGCGCCGCCUUCAAGGCUUCCGCUUCGCUGCGGCCCAGCUUCAUGUGCUGGGAAAUGGGGAAGUUGAGCCUACGCCGUUUGCCCGGUGCUGUCCAAGAGACUCGCCAACUGCAGUCCUGCGCUGGCCUGCUUCCAGUACUUGGAGGUUCAUGGGUAAUUCUAGUUGGGCUUACAAGUAG
Molecule: messenger RNA, 348 nt
Organism: Symbiodinium sp. CCMP2456
Lineage: Eukaryota; Dinophyceae; Suessiales; Symbiodiniaceae
Source: the annotation of a GenBank genome assembly